Molecule: messenger RNA, 1149 nt
Organism: Adineta steineri
Lineage: Eukaryota; Metazoa; Rotifera; Eurotatoria; Adinetida; Adinetidae
Source: the annotation of a GenBank genome assembly
AUGUUCAUUAUUGGACAACUUCUUAUUUAUGCAUCGGUAAAAAGCCUAUCUGUUGGGCGUGUAACUGGGGCACGCUUUACUAGUCUUAAUCGAUUGAAUGUAGGUUCUAUGUGGUUAUCUACUUUUAAUUCUUGGUAUGAAUGCAUGUGUUCAGUUAUAUCUAUGAAUUUAUCAUCUACUGCACUUGCUUUAAAUAUGUAUCAAAAUGGUUCAUGUCAAUUGUUUGUUUCAUUACCAUUGACAUAUACAAUGGAAACGAAUCAAAAUUCAACUUUGAUUUUACUACAAGAAUUACCACCGAAAAAUCUUGCUCCUUGUUGUUCGAAUAUAUCUUGGUUAAUCGGAAAAAUGAAUUCCUCUCAACAAGCAUCGGGGAAUAUUAGUAAACCUAACUUUGUUUUUAUUGAUGAUAAUGAUUAUCUUGUUUCGGCCGUUUACAAAGGAGCAGUUAUCCAAUUCAAUCGAACGACACUCAAUAUCAUUCGAUCAGCAACAUUUGGUAAUGAUACUAUGAGUAUUAACUAUCACAAUGGUUUAUAUUAUGUUGCUGAUUGUCCAAGCAGUUGUAAUAUUUACGUUGUAUCUUCAAAAAAUUUAUCAGUAGUAGCUAAUUUUUCAUUAUCAAGCAAUAUAAUUCGUGAAAUAAUUUUUAUACGCAACAGUUCAUUAAUGGUAGUUGCAUCAAAUGGUAAAAAUCAAACACUUUUCCUCAAUGUUCUCUCACUAUCGAAUUAUACAUCAUCAACACCAUCGUAUAUUUCUGUAAAUCGACCUUGCGGAUUAUACGCAGUCAAUGAUUCAUUUAUCUAUAUUGGUUCAUGGUAUUCUACAACUACUUUAACACCAGUAUCAACGUUAACAUAUUCUAAUAAUACAUGGUCUUUGUCUACAUUACCAAAUACAACACCAAAUGGUACUCAAAAAAUCUUUCAAACAACAAUCGAUAGUUGUGGUCGUCUUUGGGUAGCGAUUAAUGGAUAUGGUAUUAAAAUUUAUGAUCCAUGGGGUUAUACAUUACUUUAUAGUUGGCAGGUAACAACAGGUAUGGAUGGUUUUCAUCUGACGGAUAAUUACGAACUUUUUAUUGCUGAUUUUUCCGCAAAUAAAAUUCUUCAUUUCAAUCCGAAUAUUGAUCAAUGUACAUCAUAA